AUGUCCGAAGAAAAAUGGCAAUUUUUUGCACUACUUCCUUUUUAUAUCAAGCAGCCUUCUUUUCUCCAGGUGGAUUAUGCAUCUUAUACGCAUGGAUGCAAGUAUGUUUCCACCUGUCAAUUCACAACCAAUCAGAAAAUAGAUGGUGCACUUGUAUGUAACGUAAAUACACUAGGUUGCUUCAUGCAGUUUUUGGUUGAGAAUGUUGUGGACGGUCGUUGUUACUACCUCCUACCAUAUCGUAUUGAUUACGAUCACAAUGCUCCUUUCUGUUUUACUCUGCAUACGGCUAUAAGACGACUUCUUGAAAGUUUUAGCAAUCAACAUCUUGUUAGGGAUCUGACCACUUCAUUUUACGGAAAUAUUACUUCUCUGAAAAUUAACUUAUCAACGCCUUGUAAUGAACUUAUGGGUCCAGUAUAUCCCAAUGAAAACUCCAAGGAGGAGCACUGGAUUCGCAUACAUGACGGGGUAAUCAAUGUAACAGCAUCCGAAGUGUGGGGUGCCAUACAUGCACUGACUUCAGUCGCUCAACUUGUCAGAUCCACGUCUGCCAAUGAGAAAUAUUUGCCCGAUGCGAAGAUAUACGACUACCCCAGAUGGCCAUUUCGAAGUUUCCUGCUUGACACUGCAAGGCAUUUUAUUCCGCUUCCGUAUAUUCUUCAGUUUUUGAGAGCCAUGUCUACAGUGAAAAUGAACGUACUUCAUUGGCACUUAAUCGAUGAUCAAUCCUUCCCUUAUCAGUCAUACACGUUUCCCCGACUUUCACAGAAAGUGAGUCCCUUAAUCAGUUCAAAUGGAUGUGAACUAUGUCUGUGA
This is a messenger RNA of Rodentolepis nana, 819 nucleotides long. The record is from the annotation of a GenBank genome assembly. NCBI's taxonomy places the organism in Eukaryota, Metazoa, Platyhelminthes, Cestoda, Cyclophyllidea, Hymenolepididae.